UAAGAAGAAUUAUAAUUUAGACUAUUUCCUGACCAAUCGAGACAACUUCCGUUUACGCCUUCGUUUGUUUGUGUUGCCAUGGAAACCGUACUCGUGGGUAGUGAACAGUUCUCGUCAGAAACGGCCUCAUAAAAGCCUUGAAAUCAACAACAGAAAUACUUUUAUUGAACAUCAGGAUUAAAUAUAGGUGUCAUGAGUAUUCAGGCUGUUUCUGCUCUGGUGGCUCCGGGUUCGAGUUGCUGGUCGGUUCCUGUGGAGCAUCUGGACUACAGCUUCAUCCAGAACUGCUCAGACCUGAACCAUCUGGAGCAGAUCCUGAGAGUCCUGCGGUCUGGUCAGGAAGGGUUUUACCCUCAUCUCAUUGAGUUCUGUGAGAAGCACAUGGAGAAUCUGGACCCAAAGUCUGGAGUCCUGCGGCAGGAGAAGAGCGUCUCCACCGCUGCAUGUUUCUCCGCAGAGGAAUGGACUGAGAUCUCAGAAGAGCUGCAGAUGUGGGAGAGAAACAUGAGAAUAAAUGAAACUGAGUUAAAGAGAAACUGUUUAUUCAGUGAUGUUGAAGAUGUGCCGCCAGUGCGUUCAUCAAACACCACAGAUCAGAGAACCGAGAGGAAAUAUAAUUCAUCGCCCGGAGCGCUCCGAGACCGGCACAGGUUUCAUGUGGAUAAAGACGAGAUGCACAGAACGACCCAUCACAGCACCACUAAUCUCCCUAUAAUCAGACACACAAUCAACAACACGGCUCUGAGUGCUCAGGAGAAAUGUGUUCUGUCUCGCCGUGAGAAAGAUAAAGGUAAUGAUGCGUUCAGAAGUGGAGAUUAUGAGGAGGCCGCGGUGUACUACAGCAGGAGUCUGUCUCUCAUGUCAUCCGUCACCGCGUAUAAUAACCGUGCUCAGACUCACAUCAAACUCAAGCGCUGGCACACGGCUCUCAGCGACUGCAAUGCGGUUUUACAGCUGGAACCAGGAAAUGUUAAAGCUCUAUUGCGUCGCUCUACUGUGCACAAGCAUCUGGGUCACCUGCAGGAAUGUCAAGCUGAUCUGAGAACAGUUCUGCUGAUGGAGCCGCACAACAUCACAGCACAGAAGCUCCUACUGGAACACACACAGACAGACAAUCAUCAGGAAAAAGUCAGCAAAAAGAUCCUCAUUCAGGAGGUUGAAGAAGAAGAAGAAGAGGAGGAGGAGGAGUGUUAUGAUGAAGAGGAGAAAGGGGAGGAUCAUAAUGAUGAAGUCUUGAAUUCAGAGUCUCAGUUUAACGUCCUGAAGACAGAAGGGAACGAUUUGGUCAAGAGAGGCUGCUAUCAGGAUGCACUCCACAAAUACACUGAAUGUGUUCAGCUGAAGCCGCACGAGUGUGUCGUUUACACCAACAGAGCGCUCUGUUAUAUUAAACUGGAGCGCUUCACUGAAGCAAAGCAGGACUGUGACUCCGCCCUCCAGCUCCACCCCACCAAUAAGAAAGCUUUCUACAGACGUGCACUGGCCAAUAAGGGCCUGAAGGAUUACCUGGCAAGUCAUUCAGACCUGCAGCAGCUGUUGUGUUUGGAUGUGAGUGUUGUGGAGGCUCAGGAGCUGCUGAUCGAGGUCAAACAUCUGAUGGAGGUGAAUCGAUGUUCUCCAGCACGACCACGCAAGAAUGUUCCUAUCACUGAGGUUGACAGUGAGGAUGAUGAUGGUGAUGAAUAUCAGGACAGCAGUGAUAACAGACCGAACCGCAGCGCUGGCGUCCCGUCCAUCCACCUGCAGCCGUCGAACGCUUACGAGUUUGGACAAGCGCUGAACGCCGCUCGCUCUCAUGGUGACCUUUUGACCUGCGCUGAGCUGCUGUGCAGCGUCGCAUCGGAGCGUCUCCCGCAUUACAUCAGCACGCAGCUGGACGCACACACCCUCAGCUUCAUCAUCCAGACGCUGGACACACACCUGCUGCACACACACACACAGCUGGUGUAUGAACACCUCACACACCUGCACACGGCGCACAGAUUCUCGAUGGUGUUGAUGUUGUUGGACCGGGAGGAACGCAGACGGCUGUCGCAGCUCUUUGAACACAUGAGUGCGCUGCAGAAUGAAACCUUUUCACAAAAUGAUGUCAGAAAUCUGUCCCAGAAAUACAUCUGAUGCUCCUUCCAUCAUCUGCAUGAACUCAACACAUCUGUGAAACAUCUGACUGUACUGACACUUUAUAAUCUUACAUUUACUGCUAUAAACAAACACAUUUGCAUUCACUUUAAAUAUGAUUUAUGCUUAAACAACUGUAUAGGAACACCUUUAUAUAAAUACAGGAGCUCUAGUUUUAGUAUUUGAUAUUAAAAGUGCAAAACAUGUUACGCAACAACACACACUCUCACACACACUCUCACACAUACUCUUACACACACACACUCUAACACACACACUCUCACACAUACUCUUACACACACUCACACAUACUCUUACACACACUCACACACACACUCUCACACACACACACAGCUUCUAUUUCAGUGAGGGAUCUGCUGGAAUUGGAUAUUAUUCAUAUUUACUGUAUUUGAUGUUAUCUGCUAAAACUGAAAUCAAAUGUUGUAAAUGAAUUCAAUAAGUGCAAGUAAUAUCUGCAUAAUCGUUGAGAUGGAUUCAUUCUGUGCUUAAUAACAUGGACAUCAGCGGGCACAUUACAGCGGGCAUCUAAAUAAAAUAAA
Molecule: messenger RNA, 2678 nt
Organism: Xyrauchen texanus (razorback sucker)
Lineage: Eukaryota; Metazoa; Chordata; Actinopteri; Cypriniformes; Catostomidae
Gene: spag1b
Product: sperm associated antigen 1b
Exons: 15
Coding region: 193-2118 (641 amino acids)
Biological process (GO): axonemal dynein complex assembly
Cellular component (GO): cytosol
Molecular function (GO): protein binding
Source: RefSeq, a predicted model, not a curated record